This is a messenger RNA of Coregonus clupeaformis (lake whitefish), 2433 nucleotides long. Its product is annotated as metaxin-1-like. Bases 69 to 1061 code for a protein of 330 amino acids. NCBI's taxonomy places the organism in Eukaryota, Metazoa, Chordata, Actinopteri, Salmoniformes, Salmonidae. The record is from RefSeq and is a predicted model, not a curated record. Gene Ontology annotation, biological process: mitochondrion organization. The transcript has 8 exons. Gene Ontology annotation, cellular component: SAM complex.
ACGUAGACGUUGUCAGUGGCAACGAGAGGUAUCACUUCCGAGUGAAAAGGUCGUUCAAUUCAUUAAAGAUGGCUGCCUCCACGCAGAUGGCUACCUCUGAGCUGUACUGCUGGGAAGGCGAUUGGGGUUUACCUUCUGUCGACACAGAGUGUUUAAUUGUAUUGGCUUAUGCAAAGUUUGCAGGCGCACCCCUCAAACUUCACAAGAUCGGCAACCCCUGGAGAAGUCCCACUGGCUCCCUGCCUGCCCUGAAGACCAGCGAGAAUGGGAACCUCUCUCGGCCCAGUGACAUCAUCAUCCACCUCAGGAAACAGAAAUACAAUGCUGACUUCGACCUGUCUGCCAAAGAGGGAGCAGACACUCUGGCCUUCAUCUCACUCCUGGAGGAAAAACUGAUGCCAGCUCUGGUCUAUACUCGGUGGAUUGACCCUAAGAACUAUGUGGAGGUGACUCGGCGCUGGCACGCGGAGCAUGCCCCAUUCCCCCUGAACUUCUUCCUGCCAGGCAGCAUGCAGCGCCAGCAGCUGGGGAGGCUGAGGCUGGUCAGGGGAGACGAAGAGUUGACAGCAGGGGAGGAGGUGGAGAAGGAGCUGUACCGCGAUGCUAUGGAGUGUAUGGACCUUCUCUCUCAGAGGCUGGGCUCAAACAAGUUCUUCUUUGGAGACUCACCUUCAUCUCUGGACGCCUUUGUCUUUGGCUACUUGGUGCCCAUCCUGAAGAUGAAACUGCCCAAUGGAAGACUCCAGCAGCACCUCAAGUCACUGGACAACCUGAGCCACUUCUGCUCCAACAUCCUGGGGCUCUACUUCCCCAGCGAGGGACGAGAUGGUUUCAGUCGUAAGGUGUCCUCCCAGCCUGAAGGGGGUGACGCUGACAACGAGCCUGGUAAGAGGCGCAAGCAACUGCUGUCGGUCCUGGUGGCCCUGGGCGCCAUGUUGAGCUACGCCCUCCUCACCGGCAUUGUGGCUAUUCAACACGUCCAGCAGGAGACGCUAGACCACCGUCCCCCAGGCCUCAGGUCACUCUCCUCCCACGAGGAAGAGGAGGAGGAUGAGGGCUGAGGAUGGGGAGGAGGAGACGGCCGCAAUUCAAAACUGAUCUUCUGCCUCUAUUCCUAAUUCUUCGUUGACACUCCCUCAGAAGUCUGGAAUGACUGGAUAGGUGUUAACCAAUAUGGCAGAAACUCCAGUUAGCCUUAUAGGCUAGGUGGAACGUUUACUCUACUGCUGAUGCCUCAACAAUCCCUUCAGAUCCUGGAGGAGGAGUCAACACGAAGAAGGGGCAAGGGGUUGGUGUUUGAUUGGGCCAAAGCCAUAGAGUACGAUGAAGAGGAGGAGGAGCAUUGUGGAAAUAUACAUUAAGAUGCUUCAACGAUGCACCAAGAGUGCGCCGAUGUCUUACUUGGAGAAGAAUGUUUGGACGUUUUCUCUGCUUUGAUCCAAAUCAUGCCAUUGCUUUUCUCAAAUUUCUGUUGCUUUAUCUUAUUCAAAUGAUUAUACUUUAGUAUGUAAGUUGUAUUAUUGAGGGAACAAAUCCCAGAUAGCAUUUGUGAAAUUGGAAUUGUUACUGGAUUGUUAGUAGCAUUAGCACAUUCUUUCUGAACACUUGCCAAAAUAACCACCAUCUACACCACAGUAGACAGUGUGUGAGGUCUCUAGAUGUUUAGAAAUAAUAAUAAUUUCAACAGAGCACUUGAACAUAAGGCUGAGAACUGUUUUAUAAUUUUUCACCUACCAUGAAUUUGAGGGCCAGGCCUGCAAUUUGGGGCAUUUAAAUGUUUCAGGACCGCUUCAAAAUAUUGUGGAAAUUGCCCUCCCCAGGGAAGUUCAAUAAAUCACUUUAAUGUUCCAAUACAUCUGCUCGCUGUGUAAAGGCUUCCCCUGCUUUAGGAUGAUAGUUGAUCUCUUCAGCCAUACGGGGUUACAUUAUUGUCUAAUUCAGAGUUGCAAGAAGCUCAUUGACUUUGUAUUUUUCAAUUUCUUAAAGGUAGCCUGUUGGAGAGUAAAAUAAUUUAUGGUAUGUACAUUUGUAAUGCAAUUGUUAGUGGAGUUAAACUUAUUCAAUCUUGUUUUGAGGGCAGAACUAAUGUUACACACAGGUUGCCAUACACCUUAACCCUAAACUUAAUCCAACCCCUGAACCUGCCUAACCUUAACCAAUUGGGAUUACUUGCCUAAAUUUAACCAAACACAUUUGUUUCUGCCCUCGAGGCAAAGCUGCCCUCAGAACCAGAUACAAUAAAUAUAUGCCAAAAUGAGGAUGUGGGCUAUAAAGAUGAGGAUGGUCCCAUAUUGAGGGGGGAACACCUGUAGCGUGAAUAAAUAGCAUACAUUUUUUAUAGUGUGAAUAGGAGUUGAAAAAGCAAACUGUAAAUAUAUUAAUGUAGGCUUCAUUUUCAUGGUUGAAUAAAUGGAUCACAUAAAUACUUUAAAA